Gloeophyllum trabeum ATCC 11539 is the source of this 878-nucleotide messenger RNA. RefSeq names its product dienelactone hydrolase. Gene Ontology annotation, molecular function: hydrolase activity. Bases 28 to 855 code for a protein of 275 amino acids. The transcript has 13 exons. The record is from RefSeq and is a predicted model, not a curated record. Lineage: Eukaryota; Fungi; Basidiomycota; Agaricomycetes; Gloeophyllales; Gloeophyllaceae.
GUCACACAUACACUGACCGCUGCAGCAAUGCUCAUCAAGAAAACAUACCACGACAUCCCCAGCAAGUUCGAUCCCAAUGGGAACCCUAUCCGCAUCUUUGUGAUAGCGCCCAACCUGCCCGACUACCCCCAUGCCAAGUUCCCAGGCGUAGUGUGCUUCAGUGAAAUCUACCAGGUGACUGGCCCCGUCGAAAGGUUCGCCGGCCAAAUUGCCAGCCAUGGCUAUGUAGUGGCUUGCCCAUCUAUCUACCACGAGUUUCAAGGCCCCGAGGCCAUACCAUACGAUGCUGAAGGUACCGAUCGCGGCAACAAGUACAAGAUCGAGAAAGAAGUCGCCGCAUACGACGAGGACGCCACCCUCGCAAUCGAUCUGCUCACGUCCUUCCCCAACUGCACCGGGCGGAUCGCAGCUACCGGCAUGUGUCUAGGAGGCCACCUGGCCUUCCGCGCCGCCUUCAACCCGCGAGUCCUCUCCGCGGUCUGCUUCUUCGCGACCGACAUCCACAGCGCCUCGCUCGGCAAGGGAAAGCACGACGACACCCUCGCCAAAGUCCAGCGGGGCGAUCUCACGGCCAAGGGCGAAGUCGUGAUGGUCUUCGGUAAACAGGAUACACAUGUCCCCCGCGAAGGUCGAGACCUCAUCCGGAAGACCCUAGAAGACGCUAAUGUCACGACGACGUUCCUGGAAGUGCAAGCGCAACACGCUUUCAUUCGCGAUGAAUCAUCCAAGGGUCGCUGGGACGCUGCUUUGACUCGCUCGCUCUUCUCGUUCAUGUUGGAAGUGUUCGAGAGGACGGUCGGUAGAGAUCUGGGGCCCAGAGCAGGGGGCCCAGCACACAUCGAGCACGUCUGCUAGAUAUAACUGGUUCAUCAUUGUAC